AUGAUGAAUUCUUUUGUAAUGAGAUAGUACAUGCAUUUGAUCUGGAAAUGACGUUUUUACAAAAUUUCAAUUAUGAAAUUAAGAAAAAAGAUAUGAUUGGACGUGGCAGUAACCCAUUUGACCGUGCAUACAUGAACGUUAGUGUUUUUACCCAGGGUAGCGAUCCCAUACCACUGGGAGUAAUUUGCCUACUUGAUACCGGGAUUGAUACACCACUUCGAUAUGAACCGGAAGAAAAAAUCAAGGAAAGAAUAUGGAAGAUAGUGAAUGACAUAACAAAGUUUCAAAAAGUUGAUCCUGAGGCUAUAAAGACCAUAGUAAAUUUUUCUGAAAAAAGUUACGAAGAAAUGGUCAAAGAUGAACAUGAGGCAAUUCGUAUGUUUAUUGAUAAUAUAGGAAAUAUUAUAAAGUUUCCAAUACACGUGAUAAAAGUUCAGGGAGAACACGACUUCUAUCGGGCAUUUGCAAAGAUACAAGAUAACAUCAAACCGCAUGUGAUCAUCGGCUAUAAUUCAAAUGGAUUUGAUAUGCCAUUCAUUAUUCGAAGGUUGGAAUGGCUUGGUAGUACAAUGAUAGAAGAAUUUUAUAGGAUAGCGACCGGUAAACAAAUGACCUAUUGGGAAAUGUUCAAAUAUAAUGUAUUACGAAAUGAAAAUAUAACACUAGCCCAGGGUGAAGAUGCGAUAGAAUAUACUUAUAUCAAGUUUGACGGAACACU
Molecule: messenger RNA, 718 nt
Organism: Racocetra persica
Lineage: Eukaryota; Fungi; Glomeromycota; Glomeromycetes; Diversisporales; Gigasporaceae
Source: the annotation of a GenBank genome assembly